Molecule: messenger RNA, 1086 nt
Organism: Endocarpon pusillum Z07020
Lineage: Eukaryota; Fungi; Ascomycota; Eurotiomycetes; Verrucariales; Verrucariaceae
Exons: 2
Coding region: 1-1086 (361 amino acids)
Cellular component (GO): fungal-type vacuole
Source: RefSeq, a predicted model, not a curated record
AUGCGCUCCACCGCAUCCGGGCGCAUGUCGCCAUCCGUCCUCUUUCUCCUCGCUGUUUUUACAAUAAUAGGGAUCUCGCGGGUAGCGGCACAGGAUCUACCAACUUUGACCAUCUCAACUGAUAAUUCUAUCCCUACUGCAUCAGGGCCUGCAUCAGAUUCAGACGCGUCAACUGAAGACACAGCUUCCAAUACUCUUCCACCACUUACAUCCCUCGCUGGGUCGUCUGUGGAAACAACCGGCACACCACCGAGCCUCUCAACCACAACCGACAACCCAGGCCUUCCCAAACUUACCGAUCUUCCUACCCUCUCUGGGCAAUAUAGUUAUCCUCCUCCGUCAGUGCCACCAACGGCAAAAGCACCAUAUAUGCAACAUUCCAACCUUCCAGAAGGUACUGUCUUCAUCGCUGUUGGCGCUGCACUAGGAUUUUUCGCUCUUGUUAUCAUUGCAUGGAGAGGCUUAGUAGCAUGGUCAAUCAACCGUUCAGUCCGUCGCUCCGCCAGCAAAGGCUAUACCGCAGUGGGAGACUCGUACGAUAAAAGUGACAAGAGGAAGUCUGGUCUAUACGGUUCAGCCGCAGCCAUGGGGUCCACAAUGUCUCUAGAAAAGCUGGUGUCGACCAGUCGAACAGGUACUGCUGGCUCAAAGCCUAGAGAGAACAGCAAUCUCUUCUUCUCACCAACGGCUGGGGCGGGUAUGCAGACACCUGGCAGCCGAAACUCUGGCUAUCUUCCUUCCGGUUACUAUGCCUCCACGAAUGCAGCACCUGGAGGUGGGGCAGGCAUGACAACUCUUGGAGAGCCUGGCGACCGAGCUUCCAGACUGAGGCCACAUUCGGGAAUUCAUGCUUCACCGAGACACCUGGAUCCUAGUCCACCAGAAUCUCCAGAUGUUCGGCCAUCGACUGCAGGGCUCAGCGCUGGUGAUUCGAGGAGUAGCCUCAAUCUAUCGACUACAACCGGAAACAGAGCGCCGAGCACUUAUCUGGAUGAUCUGAUGAAUGUCCCUCCUAUGCCUCAGCACACAAAUUUAUCCGGGCGGCCGAAGAGGGAGAGUACGGGGAGGGGGUCCUAUAGAGAUUGA